This is a messenger RNA of Theobroma umbraticum, 1582 nucleotides long. RefSeq lists its product as uncharacterized. The record is from RefSeq and is a predicted model, not a curated record. NCBI's taxonomy places the organism in Eukaryota, Viridiplantae, Streptophyta, Magnoliopsida, Malvales, Malvaceae.
CAUUCCAUUUUUCCGCCUUAAAUGGCAGCAGCCACAGCUCUCCAUCUAUACCGUACGUCGCUGCCCACCCAUAAUCUAUUCAUUACCAAAUCACGACCGCCCAUUCGGCCAAGUAUCACCUGCUACGCUCCGUACUCCAUAAACAAGUGUAAGAGGGACUAUGUAAGCGUAAUGAUAGUGCCAACGGGAGUGGGCGCCAGCAUUGGAGGGUUUGCUGGCGAUGCUCUGCCUGUUGCUCGCGCCUUAUCCUCCGUCGUUGAUUGUCUCAUUUCACAUCCUAACGUUCUUAAUGCGGCAAUGUUAUACUGGCCCAUGCCUAAUGUAAUGUACGUUGAAGGUUAUGCGCUGGACAGAUUCGCACAAGGCUUAUGGGCUCUGCAACCUGUUCAUCAAAACAAGGUGGGAUUGGUUCUUGAUGCUGGCAUAGAAGAGUACCUUCGAAUCCGCCAUUUGCAAGUGGCUGACGCCUCAAGGGCUUCCCUUGGAUUGCCAGUUGUUGAAUAUGUUGUCACUGACACCCCAUUACAGGUGGAAAAGUGGGUCAAUCCAACAACUGGGCAAUCAACAGGUAGGAUUAAACACCCUAAUUCUUUACUGCAGGCUGUUAAGAACUUAGUCAAACGAUCGCAAGUGGAUGCUGUUGCGGUUGUUGGGCGUUUCCCAGAUGAUGAAGUUGAUGAUCUUGAUGACUAUAGACAAGGAAUUGGAAUAGAUAUAUUGGCUGGAGUGGAGGCAGUAAUAAGUCAUCUUGUGGUGAAGGAAUUUCAGAUACCUUGUGCACAUGCGCCUGCACUAUCUCCCCUUCCCUUGACCUCAUCGCUUAGCCCAAAAUCAGCUGCUGAGGAGAUAGGAUACUCAUUUUUGCCAUGUGUGCUUGCGGGGCUAAGUAACGCACCACAGUACUUGGUUAAAAACCCUGAAUUCUUGGAGAAGGGUUGUAUCUUGGCAAGUGAUGUUGACAGCGUUAUUCUUCCAAUAGAUGCUUGUGCAGGAGAUGCUGCUCUUGCUUUUGCAAGAAACAAGAAAAAUAAGCCUCUAAUAAUCUGUGUGGAGGAAAAUGAAACAGUUCUGAAUGACACUGCAGAUAAACUUGGGAUCAAAGUGGUCCAGGUCUCAAACUAUUGGGAAGCUAUAGGUGUUAUUGCAGCUCAUAAGGCAGGAAUAGACCCAAAUUCUCUCCGUAGAAACAGAAUUGAUAACAUUAACUGCUCUUCCAUUGUCCCGGCUAAUGGCUUUGCAGUUUCAAGAGCUACAUCCAUCACUUAAUCAUAAAAAUAUGGACAGUGUUCGUUGAAAACUGAAGGUGAUUCAAUAUUCAUGCUAUCAAGUCAUGUGAGUUGGUAAGAAGCACCGUGAUUGGCUUUUGCAGCUCCAAAGUUGAAUCUGAAGCUAUCACUUUGGAAGCAUCAUUGCAAUUUGACAGGAAGUACCAAUAUUCAACCACUGGUGAGAGGUUGUUGAGAAAUGUUGUUCUGUUUAUGAUGGAACAUAAAACUGUAAGUCAAUGCAACGACUGCCUUAUACUGGUUAGUAAAAUAGUUUAACUUGAUGAAGAUGCAGUAUACUUUUUUUUCUUUUAUCA